ACAAGGUAGUUAAGGGACUAUUUUGCAUUUACCGAUAACCCUAAACCCUUGUCUUCUACACAUCAUUUCAUACUUUCACUCACUCCUGCUGCUUCCCCUUAACGCCACCACUCCGAUCAACUUCCGGCAAUCAAUCUUUCACCGUUGCUAUUUGUUCAUGCCAUAAUGCCUGCAUCGUUAGAGAUCACAGCAGCAGAGUUCUUACAAGGUUCAAAAAGUUGUAAACUUUACUUGCCUAAACCCUUACCAAAGGGUAGAAAUUCCCAUUUGCUGUUCGGUUCGACUCGCCGUAAAAGAAACAGUUCUGUGAGAGUAUGCAGUCAAGGUGUUCGACGAAAUGCGUCUGAGAAAAUCCGGGCUGUGGUGUCGGUGGACUCGCAACGGUUAGGUAGUGUGGAUGAUUUCGAAACUGAAAAAGUGAUUCAUUUUUUCAGAACUCCGUUGAUUCAAGAUAGCGCGGCCGAUGAGUUGCUCAAGUCGGUUCAAACAAAGAUAUCGGAUAAGAUUGUCGGGUUGAAAACCGAACAGUGUUUUAACGUCGGGGUUGAUGAAGAUCUGUCAAACGAGAAGCUUUCGGUGCUGAAAUGGCUUCUGCAAGAGACGUACGAGCCGGAGAAUUUAGGGGAUGAAAGUUUUAUCGGUAAAGAGACUAACGGCGGGUUUAAGACAGUGGUUGUUGAAGUUGGUCCGAGGUUAUCGUUUACGACAGCUUGGUCUGCAAACGCUGUGUCCAUAUGUCACGCGUGUGGGCUGUCGGAAGUCAACCGGUUAGAACGGUCAAGGCGGUAUCUUUUAUACGUUAAAGCCGAAAGCGCAACGCUUCUAGAUAGUCAGAUCGUCGAGUUUGCUGCAAUGGUGCAUGAUCGAAUGACCGAAUGCGUCUAUCCAAACAAACUCGUUUCGUUCAAAACGAGUGUAGUUCCAGAGGAGGUUUAUUACGUACCCGUAAUGGAAAACGGGCGGAAAGCGUUGGAGGAAAUUAACCAACGAAUGGGGUUAGCGUUUGACGAACAAGAUUUACAAUACUACACUAAACUGUUUAAAGACGAUAUUAAACGAGACCCAACGAACGUUGAGCUUUUCGAUAUCGCACAGUCGAACAGCGAGCACAGCCGGCACUGGUUUUUUACCGGAAAGAUUGUCGUAGACGGUCAACCGAUGAACAAGACGUUAAUGCAGAUCGUAAAGAGCACGUUAAAAGCAAACCCUAAUAAUUCGGUGAUUGGGUUUAAAGACAACUCAAGUGCGAUCAAAGGGUUUUUAGCGAACCCGUUACGACCUACUCAGCCCGGUACUACAUCUUCAUUAACCCCGGUUACGCGUGAUCUCGACAUUCUGUUUACAGCCGAGACGCAUAAUUUCCCGUGUGCGGUUGCACCGUUCCCCGGUGCGGAAACGGGUGCGGGAGGGCGAAUUAGGGAUACGCACGCAACGGGUCGGGGGUCUUUCGUUGUGGCGUCGACAGCUGGAUAUUGUGUCGGGAAUCUUAAUAUCGAGGGCGCGUACGCUCCGUGGGAAGAUGAAUCUUUCGACUAUCCAUCGCAUCUAGCUUCACCGUUACAAAUACUCAUUGACGCAAGCAACGGUGCGUCAGAUUACGGUAACAAAUUCGGUGAACCAUUGAUUCAAGGGUACACAAGAACGUUCGGAAUGCGGCUUCCAAGCGGCGAGAGACGCGAAUGGUUGAAACCAAUUAUGUUUAGCGCAGGUAUCGGGCAAAUCGAUCAUACCCAUAUAACGAAAGGCGAGCCCGAAAUCGGGAUGUUGGUUGUUAAAAUCGGUGGGCCCGCUUAUCGAAUAGGAAUGGGAGGUGGGGCCGCGUCGAGUAUGGUUAGUGGACAGAACGACGCUGAGCUGGAUUUUAACGCUGUCCAGCGUGGCGAUGCUGAGAUGGCACAGAAGUUGUACCGCGUUGUUCGUGCGUGUAUCGAAAUGGGCGAGAAUAACCCGAUUGUUAGCAUACACGAUCAGGGUGCGGGUGGUAACUGUAACGUUGUUAAAGAAAUUAUAUAUCCGGAAGGUGCUACCAUCGAUAUUCGGUCUAUCGUUGUCGGUGAUCAUACGAUGUCGGUUUUGGAAAUCUGGGGUGCGGAAUACCAAGAACAAGAUGCGAUUUUGGUCAAUGCUAAAAGCCGUAAUCUUCUGGACAGUAUCUGUAAACGAGAACGGGUGUCAAUGGCGGUUAUCGGAACUAUAAGCGGCGAAGGGUGUGUACGGUUAAUCGACAGCUACGCAACCGAAAAACCACCCGCUGUCGAUCUCGAACUCGAAAAAGUUCUCGGCGACAUGCCUCAAAAAACGUUCGAAUUUCACCGUGUAAACGAUAAACACGAACCGCUCGAAAUAGCUCCUGGGGUUACGUUACUGGAUUCACUUGAACGGGUGUUAAGAUUACCGUCAAUCUGUUCUAAACGUUUCUUAACGACUAAAGUCGAUCGUUGCGUUACCGGGCUCGUCGCCCAGCAACAAACCGUGGGUCCGUUACAGAUCACUCUCGCUGACGUGGCGGUUAUCGCGCAAACGUUUACCGAUUACACUGGUGGCGCGUGUGCGAUUGGGGAGCAACCGAUUAAAGGUUUACUCGACCCAAAAGCGAUGGCGCGUUUGGCAGUUGGAGAAGCGUUAACGAAUCUUGUUUGGGCUAAAGUAACUAGUUUAAGUGACGUGAAAGCGAGCGGAAACUGGAUGUACGCUGCGAAACUUGACGGUGAAGGUGCGUUAAUGUACGACGCUGCGGUUGCGCUUUCGGAAGCGAUGAUUGAGCUUGGUAUCGCGAUUGAUGGCGGUAAAGAUAGUCUUUCGAUGGCGGCUCAGGUUUCUGGUGAAGUGGUUAAAGCUCCUGGUAAUCUUGUAAUUAGUGCUUACGUCACGUGUUCUGAUAUAACGAAAACCGUCACACCGGAUUUGAAGCUUAAAGAUGAUGGUGUUUUGGUUCAUAUUGAUUUGGGUAAAGGAAAACGACGGUUAGGUGGCUCGGCUCUUUCGCAGGUGUUUGACCAAAUCGGCGACGAAUGUCCGGAUGUUGACGAUGUUUCUUACCUCAAAACAGUUUUUGAGGUUGUUCAAGAACUACUAACAGACGAACUAAUCUCAGCCGGUCACGAUAUCAGUGACGGUGGGCUUAUCGUUACGGUUCUCGAGAUGGCUUUUGCCGGAAACUGCGGUGUUCAAAUCGGUUUAAAUUCACACGGAAAAAGCAUAUUCGAAACGUUAUUCUCAGAAGAACUCGGUCUUGUUCUCGAGGUCAGCAAGUCAAACUUGGUCAAAGUGACAACAAUCCUUAAAAGCCGUGGCGUUAGUUCCGAAACCAUAGGGCAAGUAACCGCUGAACCAAUGAUCGGUUUAAAGAUUGAUGGAAUGACACACUUAUACGAGAAAACCGUCGAUCUUCGAGACAUUUGGGAAGAAACCGGGUUUCAUAUCGAGAAAAAACAUAAGUUAGCCGCUUGUGUGACAUCGGAAAAAGAAGGAUUAAAAAACCGACAUGAACCCGAAUGGCGGUUAACGUUUAUGCCAAAAUUUACCGAUGAGAAGUACAUGAAUGUCGUUAAUAAACCGAAAGUGGCGGUGAUUCGCGAAGAGGGUAGUAACGGUGACCGUGAAAUGUCAGCUGCGUUUUUCGCUUCAGGGUUUGAGCCGUGGGAUGUUACAAUGUCGGAUCUGUUAAACGGGUCGGUUUCGUUAAACGGGUUUCGGGGUAUCGUGUUUGUGGGCGGGUUUAGUUACGGUGACGUGCUCGAUUCCGCAAAAGGCUGGGCCGCUUCUAUACGGUUCAACUCGUCACUAUUAAACCAGUUUCAAGAGUUUUAUAACCGUACCGACACUUUUAGUCUUGGGGUCUGCAACGGGUGCCAGCUCAUGGCUCUAUUGGGCUGGAUUCCGGGCCCGAAAGUCGGUGGAACUUUAGGAACCGGUGGCGACCCGGCCCAGCCCAGAUUCAUACACAACGAGUCAGGUGGGUUCGAGUGUCGGUUCACUAACGUGACGUUAAAGGAAUCGCCAGCGAUAAUGUUUAAAGGGAUGGAAGGUAGUACGUUAGGUGUUUGGGCCGCACAUGGUGAAGGAAAAGCGUAUUUUCCCGAUAAAGUGAUUUUCGACAACGUUUUAUCAUCCGACUUGGCUCCGUUGAGAUAUUGUGACGAUGAUGGGAAAGUGACGGAAAAGUACCCGUUUAAUUUGAACGGGUCGCCGCUAGGUGUGGCAGCAAUUUGCUCGCCAGAUGGGCGGCAUCUUGCUAUGAUGCCGCACCCUGAGCGGUGUUUUAUGAUGUGGCAGUUCCCGUGGUAUCCAAAGAAUUGGGACGUUGAAAAGAAAGGCCCGAGCCCGUGGUUGAAGAUGUUUCAGAAUGCCCGAGAAUGGUGUUCUUAAUAAGCUAACUUGCGAUUUCGGUGAUUUAAGAAUUAUGUGUUUUUUUUUUUUUUGCUGAGAAUGAUGCAGAAACCUUGGUGUUUUUGGAACUGUUAUGUCUUUGAAGUAUUUACAUAAAACUUGUCAAAUGCUAUGAAGGAGAUGUUUCAUAGAACACAUAUCUUUAUGAUCUUAAUUUUCUGAUGUAAGAAACUGAGGCUUGCCACAAGGGUUUUCUUGGUGGUUUUUUGUUUCGGUUUUUAAUGAUAUUUUCGCUUCUGGCAGGCGAGUUCGCUUUAUCCUUCA
This is a messenger RNA of Helianthus annuus (common sunflower), 4653 nucleotides long. Its product is annotated as probable phosphoribosylformylglycinamidine synthase, chloroplastic/mitochondrial. Gene Ontology annotation, molecular function: phosphoribosylformylglycinamidine synthase activity. The coding region runs from base 166 to 4368 and encodes 1400 amino acids. The record is from RefSeq and is a predicted model, not a curated record. Gene Ontology annotation, biological process: 'de novo' IMP biosynthetic process. The transcript is spliced from 4 exons. Lineage: Eukaryota; Viridiplantae; Streptophyta; Magnoliopsida; Asterales; Asteraceae.